CCACUGAAGUUAACGACGCAACUUGCGGGAUGCAAGGGUAUGUAAAUGCGUCCAAUGGAUUUCUUUAAACACAUUUAAAAAACCUAUUAACGUGUAAGUAUAACGUGUACUUGGAUAAUUUCAUAAAAUAUUUAGAACAAUACAACUGUUUUGUAAUAAAUUUUAGAAAAAACGUUUUUGGUGGUUUUAUCACAAUAGUUUAGGCGUAAUUACACAGACACCUAGAUACAAAACUUUAGUCUUGAUAGAUUCUAUCUAUAAUCUAUAUCUUUAUAGAUUAUCACCGAUUUCGUUAGUGCCAAUUUUUUUAUUAUUUUUUUUUUUUUUUAUCAAAUCUAAUUUGAUUAGUAUCAGAAAACAUACAUUAACACAGCAUAAACAAUGUAAUAGAAUACACAUGUAUUAGUAAUAUACCCAUUAUAAAAUGGUAAAUUUGUAUUUUAUUAUUAUUAAAAAAAUAUAAUAUUCUAUACAGUGUUACCAACCGUCCUACAUUAGGGAAGAUUAUCCUACAUUUGUCUGAUUCGCCCUACAUCCAACAACACUAAACUCUAUGUAUAUCAAUCCUACAUUUCAAAUGUCAAUAUAUAGACUUAUGUUAUUCCUAGUUUAAGGUCAGUGAAAAAAUUAAGAAGUUCAUUAUUAUAUCUUUUGAUUUUAUUAAAUUAUCGUUUAUCACUUAUAUAGGUACCGUAGCUACUAUAGUAUAAUUUAAGACAAUGAUUAAUUAUAUACUUACCUACUAAGUAUCUAAAAUGAUUACAGAUUUAUUAAAAUUUCUAAUUCUAUUGACUAAGUAGGUAUAUUAUUAUUUAUAUUUAAGAUUUAAUUGUUGUGUGAAAAAUCAAAUUUUAUUGGAAUACAUUAAUACAUAACAAUUGAACAACAAUAAUUGUUAUAUAACAAUUUGCAUAUCUGAUAAAUUGUAAGAAUGUUUGCUGAAUUCUCUUGGUAAAAAGAAUAUUAAAGAUUUGAAAAAAAAAAGGCAUAAAUAAAAUGUUAAAGAUUAGCUAUUUGUUAAAGUCAUACCUAGUAAUAUACUUAUUCUAAUGACUUUAUAUGUUUCAUUACCCAAACUACGUAUGAUAUAAAAUAAGACAUAAACAAAAUUGUCCUGCAUCAUAAAAUUUUAAAGUUGGCAACUCUAAUUCUAGAGCUAUGCACUGUUGAGUCAAGUGUAGUUUGUGCAAUUUAUCUUAACAAUAUUAAUGAGUUUCUAUUUAACUUUGUUCAUACCCAAUUCGUUUAUAUUUGUUUAAAAUAUCUAUAGAUAUAGUGAAUUAACUAAGACAUAGUGAAUUAGGUAAUUGAAUAUCGUAGGUAUUAUCAAUAAUCAAUAUUAAUAUGUUACAAUUGAAAAAGACAAUUUUAUAUGGAAAUGUAUUCAUUUUGUCCUUUAUGUUGUACCUACGCGAUCAAAGCGAACGCCUUUUGAGCGGUUUUUACUAUUGAAUUUUCAAUAGGUGUUCCUUUAGCAUCCUGUGAAAUAACGCCCCUGACGUUAAGUGAAAUUAAAACAAUCAUUCGAGUAAAUUUACAUUCAAUCUAUACGAUAAUAUAAUAGUAGGUGCGUUUUAGUCGCUGUUUAUCUAUUGUAUCAAUUAAAUAGGCAGGCACUUAUUAAAGAAAAUGCAUUUCGGAAUCGAAAUGAUUGGACAGCGCAAUUAUUGCAGUACAGCAUUAAUGUUAUUGUAUGUUCCGAUGACGAUAAUGAACAAUAAUAAUGUAAUUUGUAUGACAUUGCGACGUAAAUGUGUCCAUCUGCACAGGUAUGAACUCUAAAAACAAAAUGCAUAAAAUAAUGUCGUUGGUACCUAGAUGUGAUUAAUAUUAUUUGUUGGUACAAGAUAUUUAUUAUUAGUCGCGAUGCAAACGAAUUUUAUUGGUGACGAGUCUGGUCUGCAAUUAGUGGAUUACACUGUACACUUUAUAUUUUAAUCAGUAAAAUAUUGUAUAAUUGUACCACACAAAAAAUGUUUCUUGGAACAUUUUGAAUGGCUUAACACGGUCACACUGGUAGUAUAAAACGCGUAUUUUGUAUAGAAUCAUGAUUUGGGUACUAACUAUAGUAUUAUUGUACUUCUGGAUUUCUGAUUCGAGUUAAUUGUACGGUUUUUUUUCUUCAAUUAAUCGAUAUUGAUUAAAUCGAUUAAAAAUGUCGAUACAUGUAUUAUUAAUUAUUAUUGUUAUUAAUAUUAUUAUUAUUAAUAAUAGUAACAAUAUUAUUAUUUUCCCCAUCUUGUUAUUUAAUACGAUAAAUUCGUUCCAUAACAAUAAUAAGAAAAAAUGAAUAACUAUUUAUUUCUCAUUCGUCCGGGAUAUUAUAUUAAAUUUUUGUUCAAAAAUUUACUUAAGAAGAUAACGAGAUUUUAAUUUAUGGACCUAAUAAAUUCGUACUUAUUUCACACGGUGUAUACGUAUAUCGAUAUUGUUUUUCGAUAUUAUUUAGUUAUAGAUAUCGUGUGGAAUUCGAUAGUCUUUAGCAUGUCAGUUGUGCAGCUGGCUACUUUAAACAGUGUUAACAGUGUAACCUGUGUAGUCACAUAUUUUUCUACUUUCAUUUUUAUUUUUUUUUUUUCAAAUGAAUUUUUUUGAUUUUAUUAUUUAAAUACAAAUACACUAGAAUUUAGGUAUUUAAAACACGUCGGAAAAUUCCACAUUAAGCUUUGUAAAAAUAGUUACCUACCAAAUAUAAAUUUUCAAUCUGCAACAUUUAAAAUAAUAAUUCAUGUAAGUGAAUAAUAUAUGUAGGGAUUUAUUAAUAUUAUUAUUAUAAUUUAUUUAUUUUUUUAAUAAUUGUAUUGUAACAAAUUAUAAUUUAUUGAUCAGUGUUAUUAAUUUUCGGAUUGUAUUUAUAUAAUAUAGAAUUCUAGUUAUUUAACUAUUUUUUUGACAGUUACUUGCCUCAUUUUUUUUAAAUUUCGAAAUUAAAAAUUCAACUAAUAAUUUAUUAUAUUAAAUACUAAAGUUAUGUAAAUUUACUUGUUCAUUUAAUUUUGAUAAACUUAUUAUAAAAUGUAGAGAUGGUAUACUAAGUAAAUCUUAAUUAAAAAAUAGAUCAUAAAAUAAGUAAAAAGUAUAUAUAAAUUUAUAAUGUUGAAUUUAUAAAAUUGUAGAUUUUAUUUUCUAUCAAAUAAUUUUAAAAAAAAUGAUUUUAAUUAAAACAAAUUAAAUGAAUAGGUACUUAAACUAGUUUAAAAUUUAUAAUUCUCUAUCUAAAAUUAUAUAGUCAUUAAAUUAUUAGGUACAUUAGAUAGCUAUUGUCUAUUUGGUUAUUUGAAAACAUUUUGGUUUGUCUUUGGAAAAACUGAAUUGUAAUACACUAUUAUUUUUUUGAAAACAAUAUUAUUAAUUAUAAUAUGGUUUUAAUAUUGUUGUUUAUGCUUAAAUUCCUGAAUAAUAUAAUACAAAUCAAAUUCUAAUAAAUAAUAUGUUUGUAUAUAUUUUUAGUUUUAAAAUGACUGAAGAAUAUAUGAAGAAAAUUCCAUUUUUCAAGCUCUUAAAUCUUCAGGCUAUUAAUAGUCUUGAUUCUGAUUCAAUUGAGGUAAUCAUAAUUAUUUUUUUUCAUUUAAUCGAUUCACUAACCCUACAUUCAGUGUAAUAUAAAAAUGAUAGAAAUACAUUGAUUUGCUAUAAAUUAUUGUAUUGUACAGAUUAAUUUAUUGAUUAAGGUUUGUGUAGAAUAAAAUAUUAAAAAUUAAUAUACUAUAUAAUAUAAAGAAGUGUUUGUGUGCAAUCCAAAGCCAAAUCUACCUCAUACAGUUAAUUUUGAAGUGAAUAAACCUGUAUGCACCUCAAUCAGAUGAAAUACUCAUGGGAACAUAAUUGAAAAUUUCUUUUAUUGAUUUAAAUUUUUAAAAAUUCUUUUUUUAAAUAAUAAAAAAAGAAGGACAAUUAAAUUUGCAUGGUGAAAAUUAGGUGGGACAGCUAGUUUAAAUGAUGUGCCUAGUAUAGGGUUGCCAUACACCCCCAGAAAACCAGGACUGUCGCCCGUUUUUGACUUGGUAUACUGGUGUCCUGAAAAUAAUUGUCUGUACAUCAAUAUGUCCCAGUUUUGAGAAAAAUUAAUGUUAUUAUUAUUUAAUUUCAACAGAUUUUGAAUAAUAUAUAAUUAAUUAAGAGAUAUCGAUAUAAUUUUUAACGAAUACGGAAUAAAACAAUGAUGACAAAACCUUAUAUAGUACCAAAUACUUACUUAUUAGUUAUCACUUGUAUGUUUUAUAACAGUCUUUUUAAUGAUUAAAAAAAAAGAAAUGUGUUAUUUUAUAAUAAAUUAUCUAUAAAAAUAAAUACAAUUUUUGUUGUAUUGUUUUAGUUUAUAAAAUAAUAAGUCGGUUUUUUUUAAAAUACAUUUAAAUUAUAUGUAUAUAGAUAUAAGUAUCUAUGAUUUAAUCAUAUUUUUAGUCUAAUUUUAUUUGCUAUUUUUCUAUUCGACCCAGAUUUACUUUAUGAAAUUAUGGAAAUCUAAACCUAUUACCAAGUAUAAUUUAACUUGAGUAUACAUUUUAUAAAUUGAAAAAUAUUGUAUAGUAUAAAUUAUUACAAAAUAUUUGUUCAAACAAAUUAUAAAUUUAACAUUAAAAUAAUUAUCUAUUAGUUACUUAUGUUCUAGUUUAAAUUUUAAUGAUACCUACUUUUAUAGAUAACUGAUACAUUAUGUAUUGUUUUAACAUUUACCUACCUAUAAUUUAUAUAUUUAUCUAGGAGAUAAAUCAUUAAAUUAUAUAAUAGUCCAUACAUGAUGGGUUAUAAGUUAUAACUCAUAUUUAAAAUGUUUUGUGUUAAAUCCAAAUGCUGCAAAUCUUCAUGGCAAAAACUUUUUUAUCAACAAACUUUAAUUAAACUAAAUAGUUUAACCAAAGUUUUAUUUUAUUAUUAAAAUUGAAACAAUAAUUUAUUAUGUAUGAAAACUGUGCAUUGACUCAGGCUUAAAUUAAAUUAAAUGAUUAAAGAUAAACUGACAAUAAUUCAUUGUAUAUCAAUCCCACUCUGUCUGAUAAAAGUUAACUUGCUGCAACAACUAAUACAAACUUGAUGAACAUUUACUAUUUAGGAAACUGGAUGUACUAUGAGAAACAAGUCGUAAUAAUUACAAAGAAUAAAUUAUAAAUAUAUGGAAAAAUAUGUGUUUUAUUGGUUAUACUAACACACAACAUAACAAAAUUGCAUUACUUAGAAUAUAAAUUGUAGUGUUUACAUUGAAAUUAAAGUUUAAUUAUAAAUAACAAAAUUUAAAGAAGAGUAUAUUUUUAAGCUAUGUGAAUAUAUAUAUAAUAUAAAUUAAUAAUUAUUAAUGACAAAUUACAAAUUUUAACGUCUACAAAAAUGUUUUUUUUAUUUCUUACAUAAAAAUAAAAUCCAUAUUUUAGAAUAAUUGUACCAGUUUUUUUUUUUUUUUGUACCACUUAAUUCAGCGUAUCAUAGACCUGUGACCUGCAAGUCCAAAUUUGAUACUAGUGUAAAGAACUUAUUGUAAAACUGUGUGUGAACUACUGUAGAACUAUGGCAGAAUUUUUAUCAAAAAUAUACCUUAAUUUUUAUACCAAUACUUUUAAAAUUCAAAGUUUUUCUGCUUUAACUUCUUUGUUAACUUAAAAUUAUAUAGAUGACAAUGCAGGGUGGAAUAUUUGAUAGAAUAAUGCGAAUAAACAGUUGCAGUAUUUUCUGUAAUAUUAUGUUGAACAGUGUGCUAUAUUAUGGUUUUAUAAAUAAAUGUAUUGGUAUUAUUGUUUUUAUUUUUUUUUUUUUUUUUUUUUUUUUUUUUAUUUUUUUUGUGUAAAGAACAUUUAUACCAAAAAUCUUGCUCCAAUCAAAAACUUUAUAGAGCCUUUCUUGUAGCAUUUUUAAUUUAGUUGUUGGAUUGUGGUCUUUUUUUGAUUAUUUUUAUAGUCUAAAUAGAUUGGCUUAUGUUGAUUGUUGAUAUAUUGGUAAUCUUGGUAACAAGAGAAACAAUGCGAUUAAUAAUACUCUUCUCAAAAACUUUUUAUCGUUAGCAACAGUUCCACCCUUCCAAUUUAAUUGCUAUAACAGUGGAACACCCAUCAGCGUUAACUUUUUAUUAUUAUUAUUUUAUUUAUAUUAAAUGAAAUUAAUAUUUUGUUUUGUUUUUUUAUGUAGAUUUCAGAAAAAUAUAAACCUAUUCCAUACAGCCAAUAUACAAAUCUCUUCGAAAAAAACAAUAGUAUAAAAACUGGAUAUGAAAAUUUUUGUAUACAAAAAGGAACUUUAAAGCUUUUGCCAUUUAAAGACUUUGAUUUUAUUGGUAAACAUGUUGUUUGUCAAAAAUGUUGCCAAAAAUUUGCUUCCAAAAUGUCAUAUAGGGCACAUGUUGGCACUGAUAUUUGUAUUAAAACCUUUAAUGGACCUAAUCUUAUAUAUCUAAAAUAUAAAAAUAGAAAUUGUAAACAAACCCGAAAAACAAAUAAAAAAGCCAAAUUUAUGGAUGAUUUAAAUAGUCAUGACAAAAAAAAUAUAUUAAAUCCUGAAAUGUUGAACACUUUGCAGACUCGUAAUAAUUGUUAUUCAGAUAAUAUAAUUAAUCAACGUAAUAAAAUUAAAGAAAAACAAAUAAAUAGUACUGAUAAAAAAUAUGACCCCUCUGCCACUAAACCAAGAGGAAGACCUAAAAAGAUCAUUGAUGGUGAGCCAAAAAAACGAGGCAGACCUAAAAAGUUUAAUGCUGUAACAGGUAGCGGUUCAAGUCAGAGUGAUAAUAGCAUUGAUAAUAAUCUUGAAAAUGAUUUAACUGAAGUAAAAACACCAACAAUAAUUACUGUUGGUGAUACAUACAAUGUUAAUGUAACUGAAACACAAGAAUUGCAGUAUGUAAUGGACAUUCUCACUGAUAGAUUUUGGAAACUCAUGGGUGCUGUAUGGAAACCUGAUACAGAUAUUAUAGGAACAAUAUAUAAAAUCCCUAAUGGACAUCAUAAUGAAACACAGAAUAUAAAAGAAGAAUUUUCAACUGAUUUAUUAGUUAAUGAAAAAGAAAUUAUUCCUCAACUAGAAUCAUUAGAAAACGAUAUAAGAUUGCUUUCUAAUCGAUUCGAGGAAAUAAAUGAAUUUUCCAAUGAAGAAGAGUUAGAGUCAAUGUUAUCCAAACUCACUGAAAUUCGCAAUGAAUAUAAAGAACAAAAACUAAAAAAAACUGUAGGUAUAAACAAUGUGUCAACAACUGAUAAAGGAAAAGAAAAUAUAGAAUGUGCAAUAAAAAAUAAUGAAGACGAUACUGAGAUAAGUAAAAAUAAAAAUGAAAAGGGUAUAUGGUUAAAUAAUGAUAAUAGAGGUAAUAUUUCUUCCUCUACUAUUACUGUGAUAUUAAAUAGUUCCAAUAUUAAUGAUGAAUCUAUGGAAUGUAUAGAUAUAAAAGAAAUUAAAUCAGAACCAACAAGUAAGGAUAAUUUUGAAGAUAUUAUAGAAACCAUAACAGAGGAUGUAACUUCAAAUUCAAAUAAUUCAGUUAUUAAUAAUUUCAAUGUUACAGAUUAUCAGUUGAUCUCAGUUCGCGAGUUGGCUUGUAGAUAUUGCGGUAAAAAUUUUGCAUCCAUUGCUGAAUGGAAAAUGCAUAAUUCUGAACAUUUGACUAAUUUUAUACCUAGAAAAAAAUAUUUAUGUAAAAUUUGUGGUCAUAAGUUUAAAGUCCGUAAAAACUUUAUGAAACAUCUCAAUGUGCAUGCAAAGUUGGAUAGAACAGAUACUAAAAUUCAUUAUAAAAGCUUAAAAUGUGGAGUAUGUCAUAAACAGUAUAAUUAUCUGUGUUCAUAUUUUGCCCAUAUGAAAACACAUAAUAAAUAAUAUUUUUUUUUAUUUAUUUUGUCAGUACUAUUUCUAAAUCAAUUAGAAAUUGUUUACCAUGUUAUUUUUGUACAAUUUUGUUAUUGAAUCAAAGGUUCAUACUUUUGAAUGCAGCAUUGUUUUAGUGUGUGUGUGUGUAUAUAUAUAUAUUACAAAUUAUUUUCGAAAAAAAACAUUGUAUAUCUUUUUUAUUAUAUAUUUUGAUUACAACCACAUUGAUUUUGAAAAUCAAAAAAAAAAAACAAUUGAACAAUAACAAAAAUAUUGCAUACAUUAUUGGAAAUUUAAAUUAAGAUUUGUUUUUAUUUGUACCUACUCAAAUUUAAAAAUGUAUUAUUAGUUAUAAUUGUCAAUCAAUAAAUAAAAAUAAAUCAUUGAUUAUAUGAAUAUAUUUUGUGUAUGUAUAAGUUCAUAAAUACUUGUAUACUCUAUUCACUUUAAGAACUAUGGUGGCUAUAUAGUGGCUAUGUUUUACACAUAUGGGGUAGUAUGAAAACACAUGGCUGCUGAAUAUUGUUCUUAAAGUUAAUAGAGUAUAUAUUAUAUAUGUGGUACAACUGAAUUAGGUACCUACUUAAUUAUACAAACUAUGUUGAACAGUUUAACAACUGUUUCAAUUCAAUAUUUAUAGUUUUUACUUGUAUUCAUUAUAAAAAAAAAAUAUAUAUAUAAUUUAGAUUAUAAAAAUGAAAACUCAAUAGAGAAUAUAUUUUCAAAUAUGUGUU
Molecule: messenger RNA, 8519 nt
Organism: Cinara cedri
Lineage: Eukaryota; Metazoa; Arthropoda; Insecta; Hemiptera; Aphididae
Source: the annotation of a GenBank genome assembly